Aplosporella prunicola CBS 121167 is the source of this 1273-nucleotide messenger RNA. RefSeq lists its product as uncharacterized. Gene Ontology annotation, cellular component: fungal-type vacuole membrane. The transcript is spliced from 3 exons. The coding region runs from base 1 to 1248 and encodes 415 amino acids. The record is from RefSeq and is a predicted model, not a curated record. Gene Ontology annotation, biological process: transmembrane transport. Lineage: Eukaryota; Fungi; Ascomycota; Dothideomycetes; Botryosphaeriales; Aplosporellaceae. Gene Ontology annotation, molecular function: transmembrane transporter activity.
AUGGGUACCGUUGAAGAAUUCGACGACAGCUAUGUCGAUGAGCCCGAUUACCCGGAAGGAGGCUUUCGAGCGUGGCUUGUCGUUUUUGGUGCUUGGUGUGCCAUGAUUCCUUCUAUGGGUAUGCUUAACACAAUUGGGGUCCUUCAAGCAUGGGUUGAAGAAAAUCAGCUUGAAAACUACUCAGAGUCUACCGUUGGUUGGAUCUGUAGUGUCUACGCCUUUUUCUUGUAUAUUGGCGGAGCGCAAGUCGGGUCUGUUUUCGAUAAGUACGGAAUAAAACCACUUGUUAUUCCCGGCUCCAUCGGAAUUGUCGCAUCGAUUAUGUGCUUAAGCGUAAGCCAAGAGUAUUACCAGUUUCUUCUCUCCUUUGGCGUACUAGGCGGCAUCUCAGCUUGCCUAUUGUUUACACCGAGCGUUUCCACUGUCGGACAUUGGUUCUGCAAGCGCAGAGCUCUAGCAACAGGAAUUGCAUGCACGGCUGGCGGUAUGGGCGGUAUCUUCUUUCCGAUAAUCAUACUCUACCUUGCGCCCCGCAUCGGCUUCCCUUGGGCGAUACGGGUCAUUGGCUUCAUCAGCGCUGGUAUGUGCCUCAUCGCGUGCCUUUUGCUCAAGACGCGCAUCCCAUCGAACAAGAAAGCCGGAGCGGCAAUCGAUCUAAAGGCACUACGCGAUCCUCCGUACGCCGCUACAACGGUGGCAGUCUUCCUCAUCGAGUUUGCCGUAUUUAUUCCACUCACAUACAUUUCCUCCUAUGCGAUCCACAUGGGAGUCGAGCCGCAACGUUCAUACCGCCUCAUCACCUUGCUGAACGUCGGAUCUGUCCCUGGCCGGGCAUUGCCAGGCUACGUAGCCGAUCGCUUCGGUCGCUUCAACGUCAUGAUCACGACCGCACUAUUCUGCUGUAUUUUCAUAUUCGGACUCUGGCUUACUUGCAACAAUGAGGGCGCCGUCACAUCCUUCGCAGUGCUCUUCGGCUUCUGGAGUGGUGCGGCUAUCAGCCUAACUCCGGUCUGUAUCGCGCAGGUCUGUCGCAUCGAAGAUUACGGGAAAAGGAAUGGCACGACAUUUUCUAUAGCAAGUUUUGCUGCCUUGGUUGGAGUUCCAAUUGCUGGUGCUAUUUUGGGCGCUGAUGGAGCCAAUUACACUGGGCUUAUAAUUUUUGGUGGUGUAUUAUACGCUGCUGCAUUUUUGGCAUUCCUUACUGCAAGAGUAAUCGCAGGGCCGCGAGAGCUGAAAGCGAUUUACUAGAGAACACGUACCGUAGAGGCACUGG